Aspergillus tanneri is the source of this 1620-nucleotide messenger RNA. Its product is annotated as putative MFS transporter. Gene Ontology annotation, cellular component: membrane. The record is from RefSeq and is a predicted model, not a curated record. Gene Ontology annotation, biological process: transmembrane transport. NCBI's taxonomy places the organism in Eukaryota, Fungi, Ascomycota, Eurotiomycetes, Eurotiales, Aspergillaceae. Gene Ontology annotation, molecular function: transmembrane transporter activity. The transcript is spliced from 3 exons. The coding region runs from base 1 to 1620 and encodes 539 amino acids.
AUGCUCUUAGAACACAAUGAUCAUGACAACGAGAAUUCCCUUUUCCUCUCAUCCGCCGAGAGCGACUCCCACAUUGAGAAACAACCACACGAUGAGCCCCACGCGAUCGACUCGAAACUGCGCACGCGACUGAUGAUCACCCUGUUCGCCAUGGUUCUUUCCGUCGAGGUAGGAUUGGUAAUGGCCAGCGGACCAAUAACCCGUAUCUACGAGUCCAUCGCCUGUCGAGAGUACUAUGCGCAGUAUAAUCCUAAACAGAUCGGGUCGAAUGGAGAGGUGGACGAGAAGUUGUGCAAAUUGAAGGAGAUUCAGUCCGAGUUGGCUGCCGUGAAGGGAUAUAUGGAGUUUUUCGAUGGGAUACUGAGUAUUUUGCUGGCCAUACCUUACGGCCUCCUGGCAGAUCGGCGUGGGCGUAAGCCUACUGUCUGUCUCAGUAUUCCUGGGUUUGUGCUUAACUGCAUCAUCCAUUUUGCCGUCACGUGGUAUUCGGAUAUCUUCCCUCUGCGCGCAGUCUGGGCAUCAUGUCUAGCCUGGCUGUUCGGCGGCGGACCUGUUGUGGUAUUGGCGAUUAUCUGGACCAUGAUGUCAGACGUGACGACAGAAGAGGAAAGGGCAUCAAUGUUCUUCAAAUUCGGUGUGGCAAGUAUGGCUGCGGAUUUUGCCUCCAAUGCUGCCAGCUCCUGGCUCAUGGUGAUGGAUCCGUGGUUGCCACUGUUUGCCGGAUGGGGAGUGGUAAUCGUCGGCAUGUUCUUUGCUCUAACCCUACCAGAAACUAUCCGUGCUCUGCCACCGUCAGCACAGCAAGUGGGGACCAGUAUAGAGCUAUCCCUUCUCCACAACGGAGAUAUCAACCGCCCUGUGAGGAAAGAACAAGAGUGGACGGAUCUUAAUGACCUCGAUAGCGAUCAGGAGGAGUCUUUGCUUGAGAAACGAUCCAAAUGGACCUUCUUCACCACGAUUCGAACGCAUGCUCGGGAUUACCUAACUCCAUAUUCGUUCAUCUUCGAAAACAAGAAAAUCCUCCUACUCCUCACACCCUUCCUGGUGUACCGACUAAGCCGUGGCUCCUGGUUUCUCAUGCAGUAUAUCUCCACACGAUACAACUGGUCUCUCGCAGAAGCCAACUUCCUCAUGUCCCUUAAACCAGCCCUGAUCAUCCCCCUCUUUCUGGUCAUUCUGCCGGGAAUAUCCAGCCACAUGAAAGGCAUGGAUCAAAUCAAGAAAGACCUCCGACUGGCGCGCGUCAGCAUUGUCUGUCUUACUCUCGGCACGUUAGGAAUUGGACUGUCUCCAUCCAUCGCGGCAUUUAUCCCAAGCUUACUUGUCCAGACGUGCGGGUCAGGGUUUACAUUCUUGACGAGGUCCGUGAUUACGACGCUCGUGAAGACAGAGGAAACGGCAAGACUGUACACGAUUAUCGAAGUGUUGCAGGCUGUAGGAAAUGUCAUCGCGAGUUUGUCGAUCACUGCAGUCUUUCAGGUUGGUCUGGAACUGGGCGGGAUGUGGAUUGGUCUUGCGUGGAUGAUGACUAGUUUCGUGUUUGUUGUAGUGGGUUUGUCGAUUUGGAUGUUUCGAUUGCCGUCAUCUGCAAAGGAUGAUAACGUGGAUAGGGAGGUGUAA